Molecule: messenger RNA, 1805 nt
Organism: Varanus komodoensis (Komodo dragon)
Lineage: Eukaryota; Metazoa; Chordata; Lepidosauria; Squamata; Varanidae
Gene: NRBF2
Product: nuclear receptor binding factor 2
Exons: 5
Coding region: 59-1090 (343 amino acids)
Biological process (GO): autophagy
Source: RefSeq, a predicted model, not a curated record
GAGCCAGGCCGGGCUGCGGACGCUCGGGCCAGAGCGGCGAGCGGGCCGCCCAGCCCCCAUGUGCCCGCAGCCGCCCAUGGAGGUGAUGGAGGGGCCGCUCAACCUGGCUCAUCAGCAGAGCAGAAAAGCUGACCGUUUGCUGGCAGUGGGGAAGUACGACGAAGCCAUUUCUUGUCACAGAAAGGCAGCAGCAUAUCUUUCGGAGGCUAUGAAGCUGACACAAUCAGAUCAGAUUACUUUUCACAGUCUACAGAUUGACAGCCAGUGGCAGCCUUUCCAAGGUGCCCAAAGUGUCCGGCUGUCAGGAGAGCACAGAGUAAGAAAUAAACCUGUUUGCAUCCUUUCUGAGUGCUUGUUGCACUUCAUCAAGGCCCAUUUAUCAUUGGAAUUACAAAGGGAGAGCCAUCUGAAGCAGAUACUCCUUAUCCAAGAGCGGUGGAAAAGAGCCAGAAGAGAAGAGAGGCUAAAACUGCAACAGACUCUGGAGAAGGAUAGUGCUGCCCACCUAGCAGUCGCCUGUAAACCAUCAGCUGAGGAGUCUGAUGACCAACAUGUGGCAGCCCCUGCUAGUCUCAAAGUCAACCCCUCCCCAGAGAAAGAUGUGCCGGCAAUCCAGGGUGUCUUGGACAGGGACCCAGAUACGCUACUGUUUCUGCUUCAGAAAAGAAAGGAACCACCAGAAGCCUGUGUAAGAGCCAAAACUCCAAAAGACGACAAGACAAAAGUGGAGGAGCAGGCUACCAGAAUUGCAUUUCUAGAGCAGCAUGUGGAAUUUCUGCUAGCUGAAAACGAGCGAUUGCGGCAAGAAAACAAGCAGCUGAGAGCCGAGAAGUCCAGGCUCCUGAAAUCCCCCCUGGAAAAGGAGCUCGACGUCGAUGCUGACUUUGUGGAGAAGUCAGAGUUGUGGGGGCUGCAGCCCCAUCCAGAAACUGCUGCUACAUCGACUUCAGCAUGGCAGAAAUUUACCACCAAUGCAGGGAAGGCCAAGGACAUUCCAAUCCCCAAUCUGCCCCCGCUGGACAUUCCGUCCCCUGAGCUCCCUCUCCUGGAGCUCUCAGAGGAUAUGCUGAAAGGACUCAUGAACAGCUAAGAGGAGAGCACAGAGUAUGCUCGCUUGUAGCUCAACAACAUCCAAAAAGGGAAACCACCGGUACAGCUGAGAUCCAAGGGCAGAAAUGUCAGCUGCGACCCUAGCAAGGGAGAAAACCUUCGUGACGCUGUCACUGUGGAAAAUAUGCAUGGCGUUGGAUUGCUCCAUCAGAGCUUGCUGUUUACCAUCGUUGGUAACAGUUAAGCACUCUUUUCUUCUUCAAGCCAAAUGACUGAGGGGAGAUCCGAGUCACACGAUUCUGCAGGGCUUUGGGGUAUGCCGUGUGAAACAAGUCUCUUUAAUGCCAUAGAACGAUGCAAUGCCGAAGUGAUUCAGGCCAGAGGAUGUCUGUCUUGGCAGUGGAAGAACUUUCUGUAAUUGCUUGUUGGCGUCAUUAUGCACAAAAACUUGUCAGAAGAUGGGAUGCCUCUGUUCCUGGCAGGAUGGAUCUAUGUGCCACACUUCCAUGCUCCUAACCUAAAAUGUAAUGUCAGCCAAUCAGGAGAGAUGCUAAAUUUCCAUUUUCUUUCAAGGAACCAAAUUUAGUUCUGCUGAAAUUUUCGAUUUGUUUACAUAAUCAGGGUGCUUCAUAAUGUCUGUCUUCUAUACAAGAAACUAUGAGGCAAUGUUUCCGAUGAAUAUGCAAGGAAGAACAGUCCUUGUUGCAUGAGUGGAAGUGAUGAUAGCUGCCAGAAAAUAAAAUGUUUCAGGUCUG